Molecule: messenger RNA, 354 nt
Organism: Ilex paraguariensis (yerba mate)
Lineage: Eukaryota; Viridiplantae; Streptophyta; Magnoliopsida; Aquifoliales; Aquifoliaceae
Source: the annotation of a GenBank genome assembly
AUGGUGGGGGAGCAAGAAGACGAACCUUCUCCCUUAUCUACACAAUCUUCCCAUGAUCCAAUUUCAUCAGCCCAAGUCCCAGAUAUACUUAGGGGAUUUUCCUUCGCGGGUUACUCGUUCCCAGGGGCAAGCCCCGGCUCAAAUGCCUUUGCCACCGCAAAGAAAAAUCUUGAAACCAAAAUCCACCCCAGCAAGGAAGGAAGUGAUCCUGCAUCCUUCAAGAAUUCCAGGCUAGGAGCCUCGAUUGAUCCAUAUCACAAAUUAUCCCCAAAAGAGUCGGAGUCCGGCUCCGUCAGAAGAGGACUCAGUCUCCUCACCGAGGUCUCAGUCAGAAUCGUCAGAAGCUUCAGCUAG